AACAGACAGCUCUGCUGAGGAAACAUUGAGUUAAUAAAAAGCUCUUCGGUCCGGAAAACCUCAACAAACGCACUAAAUUGUUUGAGAAUCAGACGGAAAAUGGACGCCCAAGAGAAAUUGACGGCGUUGAAGAAGGCGUACGCUGAUAUAAUAUUGAACAUAUCCAAGGAGGCGGCGGCGAGGGUUAUGUCCUCAGAUAGGAGGGCGGUUCGGUAUCAGCAUGAGCUGAAGGUGGCGAAAGAGGAGUCUGUGCGGAUGCUGCUACGCGUUAAGCAAAUGAUGGAUUCUAAGAUUAGUGAAGCAGAAGCUGCAUCACUGAAUCAGCAGAAGAAGAUUGAAGAACUUGAAGCGCAACUUGAGGAAGCUGAAGAUAUUGUAAGGGAUCUCAGAGAAGAAUUGGAAGAAAUGCAGACUGAACUGGAAAGGUUAAAGAAAAACAAUUUGCAGCCCAUUAAUGAACCCAAGAAUGCUCGUUCCAUAGAAAUGGAGAAUAGAAUUUGCUUGUAUGAAUCCAGUAACUUCCUUCAUCCAGAAACCCAAGAUGAAUUUUCUGUAGCUCCUGACAUAAUGACGGCAACUCAGAGCCAGAGAAAUGAAUGUUGGAAGUGCGGUAGCGAGAUAGUUUGCAUGUGUAGUUCAUCUAUCGGUUCCCGGGAUUUGCCUUCUAUAAUAUUGACAGGCAAAGAGCCUGGGCUAUACAGAAACGGGUGCACGCAGAGAAUUCGUGCAUGCGAGAGGAAUCUUUUAGACAAGGAAUUGUGCCUCUCAGGGGAUUCAGACAAAGUGAAGAAUGAAGGCGGGGACCAGGAAGGAGGUGAAGAUACCUGCGAAGCACCAGCUUCUGGGGCUAAAGCUCUCAGUGAACUUGAUAAGAAACUGUUAGCAGAUAUCAAGCCUAGUAGGUUCAAAUCUUUUCUUCGGAAAAGGAAGAGAGCUACCAGAAGAAGGAAGACUAUAACACCUUUGAGUUGGAAACGAACUGAUUUUUUCCAGAAACCUUAUGGUUUACCUGAGCUUUCUGCUAAACGCUUUCCUGUUUCAGUCGGAGACAGUGGUCAUCCUAGUGAGGAUCCUUCCAAGAUAGCAUCAGUAUUGUCUCCAUGUAAUGCUGAAACACGGACUCAUCUGGGGUGUGCUGAAUCUUCAAGGAAAGAAUCAAAUUUAUUGGAAAUAUCUGGUGGAAGGAUAUUGCAAAAAGAUGAAGGAUUGGAGGAACGUAUGGUGCUGUCAGGAGAGGAAAGUGGAUUUGCUGAGAACUUGUGGACUUCUGAUUGUCAUAUGGAUGAUGAAAAAGUUGAUAUACUGCCAAACAAUUUAAACUCAAAUUCAUCCGACAUAACUAAAGUGCUUCCUCAUCAACCUGUCAGUAAAAGAGUCAUCAAAUAUACAUUUCAAAGGAAGCGUAAGAGAGAAACACUGAGCGAAUCUGAAGUGAAUGCCUCUCUUGAGACAGAACAGAAGUCAGGUCAUGUGCAAAAUGCUGAUAAGAACUUGGAGUGGUCCAAGCCUAGCUCGGUAAUGGAGUCGUCACGUGACAAUAGGAGGUUGGCACAAGUUGCUCGUCAGCUUAUAUCUUUGUCCGAGAGGAAGUGGUGGGACUGAACGCAGCCUUUCAUCUUAUAAACACAACGAAAAGAAUGCCUGAUCUAGCUCAACAACAGCACACCCAUUCUUCAACUUCAGCCGGAGAAGGAAGCCAAUUAUAGCAGAACAAUGAACGAAGAAGGGACGGUAGAGAUCACUUGUGACCUCAUGAGCAGAGAGAGUUUUAUAUGUAUAAAUGUAAGGAUUUACAAAUUAUGACACCAUGAAUUGAAUAAUCUCUUUUGUCUUAAAAGCUAACCUUAAUUA
This is a messenger RNA of Sesamum indicum (sesame), 1851 nucleotides long. RefSeq lists its product as uncharacterized. The record is from RefSeq and is a predicted model, not a curated record. NCBI's taxonomy places the organism in Eukaryota, Viridiplantae, Streptophyta, Magnoliopsida, Lamiales, Pedaliaceae.